Molecule: messenger RNA, 690 nt
Organism: Ipomoea triloba (trilobed morning glory)
Lineage: Eukaryota; Viridiplantae; Streptophyta; Magnoliopsida; Solanales; Convolvulaceae
Exons: 2
Coding region: 1-690 (229 amino acids)
Source: RefSeq, a predicted model, not a curated record
AUGGCGACCUCCGUCGAUGAUGCCCUCGCCAACCUCACGUUCGCUGAUCUGGAGGAGGGAGAGGAGAACCAACAUCACGAGCGACUGCAUGUCGAUGCUGAGGAGGUGGCUGAUGAGUUCUAUGUCAUGGGAAGGUUAGUAACUGAUAAAUCCACUCGAUUUGCUUUUUUCCGCGACACUAUGGCGACUGUUUGGAGGCCGACACGGGGGAUGAAUGUUCGAGAAUUGCAGCCUCACCGCUACUUGUUUCGAUUCUUUCUUGAGAAGGAUGUUCAGAGAAUUAUAGAUGACGAGCCUUGGUCUUAUGAACAAAGUGUUUUGAUAUUGAAGCGUAUUACAUUGAGGGAGGAUCCAGAAGAUGUCUCCCUAAACUUGGCGGAAUUCUGGGUUCAACUUCAUGUGAAAACUGACGAAAGGAAUUUUGAUUACUCAAUUAGACAAUUCUUCCGUAUCAAGAUUGCUGUUGAUGUUCUGAAACCUUUGAAAAAGGGUAUCCGUUUGAAGAAAGAUUCUGGUGAGUGGUUUACAGUAGAUUUCAAAUAUGAACUCCUCCCUACUUCCUGCUUCGUGUGUGGUGUUCUUGGUCACGCUGAAAAAUUUUGCUCGAAAGAUGUGAGCCCAGGUGUGAAACCUUACAAUGCGGAACUCUUGGCUGGCAAUCGACGUGGAACUCCGACGGCGGGGCUAUGA